Osmia bicornis bicornis is the source of this 636-nucleotide messenger RNA. RefSeq lists its product as uncharacterized. The coding region runs from base 1 to 636 and encodes 211 amino acids. The record is from RefSeq and is a predicted model, not a curated record. NCBI's taxonomy places the organism in Eukaryota, Metazoa, Arthropoda, Insecta, Hymenoptera, Megachilidae. The transcript has a single exon.
AUGACCAUCCAGGACCUAGCUGCAUGGUAUGAAAUGGAAGGGUUGAGCCUUGCGCAUCAUAAGACCGAGGCAAUUUUACUCACUGGUAGGAAGGUGUCCAGAGGUAUUAGGAUCCGCUGUGGAGAAGCUGAAAUCAACACCAAAAAAGCAGCGAAAUACCUCGGUGUUAUAUUAGAGAUGAACAGUACGUUCAGGACACACGUUAGCAAUGUAUGUGACAAGGCAAUGAGGUAUGCCAACUCAUUGUCACUUUUGAUGCCCAAUUUAGGUGGUGCGGGUGUUACAGCGAGGAGGCUAUAUUAUAAGGUCGUCGAAUCGGUGAUCUUGUAUGCUGCCCCGUUUUGGAGUUCUGCCCUGGAGAACAAGGGAAACGUGCGCCUUUUAAUCGGGACUCAACGGAGCGCCCUCUUGAGGACAGCACAGGCAUAUAGGACUGUCUCAGCGGAUGCCCGGUGCGUUAUAACCGGGCAAGUUCCGAUCGACUUAAUGAUUGAGAAGAGGCUGCACGUUUUCCAAAAAAAGGGUGAAAUUACAGGGAUAGCAGAGGACACUAUAGGUCGGCUCAAGAAGAGUGCGAGGGACAUCUCCAUCGAGCGAUGGCAGCAAAGGUGGGAAAUGUCCACCAAGGGUAGGUAG